AUGAUGCUCCUUCGGGCGUUGCCCACUCCUUCCGUGUUUAUCUCCCUGGGGCUAUUGGCAUCGGUUUGCUUCGAUACCACGAUAGCAUACGACAUUGCGGCACGUCAAAGCCCCACUCAGCCACGAGAACGCACAUCGUUAAAUGCGGGGUGGCGUUUCUCACGCUUCACCACGAACCCAGAUUCAUUAAGCUAUGAUACUCUCAAGCCCUGGAUCUUACCCGCAGCGAACGACUUCCUAAGCGAAAAGAAAUACGAGAGACCCUCGACGCCUGCUCCUGGUGCCAACAUCAGCUAUGUGCGCUCUGAUUUCGAUGACGACGAUUGGGAAGAACUCAACCUGCCGCAUGAUUGGGCUAUAAGCGGUACAUUCGAUGCGCCGGGAGUCGAUGGAAACUUGGGUCUUCUACCCAUUAAUGGCGUUGGCUGGUAUCGUCGUACGCUUUCCAUCGAUACAAGCACAAUCACGUCGGGCAAGUCUAUUUUCAUCGACGUUGAUGGUGCCAUGUCUUAUGCCGCGAUCUGGUUGAAUGGAAAUCUGGUGGGCGGAUGGCCUUUUGGGUACAAUUCAUUCCGCCUCGACCUGACACCGUAUGUAAAGGCUGGCGAAAACCAGCUUGCGAUUCGGCUGGACAAUGCGCUCGAGUCUUCGCGAUGGUAUCCUGGCGCUGGCAUUUAUCGCAACGUUUGGCUUGUCACCGUUAACCCUGUUCAUGUGGCGCAAUAUGGUACUUACAUUACCACCCCAUCGGUCUCUGCUCAAGAAGCAAGCGUCGAUAUCGUUGUUGAAGUCGAGAAUAAGGGCAAUGGCAGUCAGCAGGUAGAGGCGUCUACCGAGGUUUACGAGCUCGACCCAGCCACCAGGAAAGCCUCUGGGAGAGUUGUCGCGACAUUCUCAAAGACAGCGCUGACACUCGAUGGGAACUCCAAGAAAUCAGUUAGUGGAUCCGUCAAGGUCCAGAGCCCGAAGCUAUGGGGCCCUGUUCCGGCACAGAAGCCCCACGAAUACGUUGCGAUCACCACUUUGGUUUCCAAUGGAACCACACUUGACAACUACGAAACUGUUUUCGGUAUUCGCUCCAUCAAAUAUGAUGCCAACACGGGAGUGCAUAUCAAUGGAGAGCCCGUUCGCGUCUACGGUACCUGCAAUCAUCACGAUCUCGGUUCUCUGGGUGCAGCCUUCAACACUCGGGCUGCUGAGCGUCAAAUUGAGAUACUUCAGGAGAUGGGCAACAACGCACUACGCACAUCUCAUAACCCGCCAGCACCAGAAUUUCUCGAACUCGCUGAUCGAAUGGGCCUCAUGGUCAUGGACGAAUUGUUCGAUACCUGGAAUUUCGCCAAGGUAGCGAAUGACUUCCACCGCAUCUUCCCGGAAUGGCACGAGCCUGAUCUUCGUGCAUUCAUUCGACGCGAUCGCAACCAUCCUUCCAUCAUCUCGUGGAGUAUUGGCAACGAACUUCCCGAGCAGUCCAACUCGACUGGCGCCGCGACGGGCAAGGCUUUGCAGGACAUAACUCACGAAGAAGAUCCGACAAGGCUCGUAACUGUCGGCAAGAACAACGCAAACCCUACCACUGGACUUGCAGCCGCAAUAGAUAUAAUCGGUUUAAAUUAUCAGGGAGAGGGGCGUGGAAACUCCUGGAACAGCACAUUCCCUUGGUUCCACGAGACGUUCCCCGAAAAGAUGAUCUGGAGCACUGAGUCUGCAUCCACCCUGAGCUCGCGCGGCAUCUACCUCUUCCCAGUCACGUCUAAAAAGUCCGCAGUUGUUGGCGGCGCACCAGGUGACGGAGGCGACCCAAUGACCAACCACGUCAGCUCGUACGACUUGUACGCACCCAGCUGGGCGGCAUCUCCGGACAAGGUCUUCGAGGCACAAGACAAGCACCCGUACGUUGCUGGCGAGUUCGUCUGGACUGGCUGGGACUACAUCGGGGAGCCCACGCCUUACGACAACUCCAGCCGCAGCAGCUACUUUGGCAUCAUCGACCUCGCAGGCUUCAAGAAGGAUCGUUUCUACCUCUACCAGUCUCGAUGGCGUCCGGACCUCCCUAUGGCGCAUAUUCUGCCGCAUUGGAGCUGGCCCGAAGAUCGCGUGGGCCAAGUCACACCCAUUCAUGUUUUCACUUCUGGCGACGAGGCCGAGCUUUUCGUCAACGACGUCUCCGCUGGUCGCAAGAAGAAAAGCGAAUACGAUUAUCGCCUGCGAUGGGACAACGUGACAUACUCGCCUGGUUCCGUGCGUAUCGUGGCGUACCGCGAUGGCGCAGAAUGGGCGUCAGCUUCGCACGUAACUGCCGGCACACCCGCUUCCUUGAACGUGACGGCAGAUCGCACGACCAUCACAGCUGACGGUUACGACUUGUCGUUCAUCACAGUCGCAGUGACGGACAAAAAGGGCAAUGUAGUGCCACAAGCCUCGAACGAAAUCUCUUUCUCGAUUGCGAGUGGUGAAGGCAAGAUUGUUAGCACGGACAAUGGUGAUCCGACUGACAUGGUGCCUUUCCCGUCGCUGAAGAGGAAGGCGUUUAGUGGUUUGGCGCUUGCGAUUGUAAGGAGCGAGCCUGGCAAGGCUGGGGAGAUUGUGGUUGAAGCUAAGGCGGAGGGCUUGGCUGGUGGGAAGGUGGCUGUGACUGCGGCUUGA
Parastagonospora nodorum SN15 is the source of this 2646-nucleotide messenger RNA. RefSeq lists its product as hypothetical. Gene Ontology annotation, molecular function: hydrolase activity, hydrolyzing O-glycosyl compounds. The transcript has a single exon. Gene Ontology annotation, biological process: carbohydrate metabolic process. The record is from RefSeq and is a predicted model, not a curated record. The coding region runs from base 1 to 2646 and encodes 881 amino acids. NCBI's taxonomy places the organism in Eukaryota, Fungi, Ascomycota, Dothideomycetes, Pleosporales, Phaeosphaeriaceae.